This is a messenger RNA of Postia placenta MAD-698-R-SB12, 678 nucleotides long. RefSeq lists its product as hypothetical. The coding region runs from base 1 to 678 and encodes 225 amino acids. Gene Ontology annotation, biological process: rRNA processing. The transcript has 4 exons. NCBI's taxonomy places the organism in Eukaryota, Fungi, Basidiomycota, Agaricomycetes, Polyporales, Adustoporiaceae. Gene Ontology annotation, cellular component: small-subunit processome; nucleolus. The record is from RefSeq and is a predicted model, not a curated record.
AUGUCGUCCUUGCGAAAUUCAUUACACCGGCGCAACCACAAGGAGCGUUCGCAGCUCUCUCAUCGAGCUCGUCUGGGCAUCCUCGAAAAGCACAAGGACUAUGUCCUCCGUGCGCGGGACUACCACUCGAAGCAGGACAGGAUCACCCGCCUGCGCCAGAAGGCAGCAGACCGCAACAAGGAUGAGUUCUACUUCGGGAUGAACAGGCAGGGGACGCAGGGGGGAGUGCAUGUGCAGGAUAGAGGAAACGAAGCGCUACCGGAGGACGUGGUGAAGGUGCUGAAAACGCAGGACGAGAAUUACCUGCGGACGAUGCGGACGGCGGGGCUGAAGAAAAUAGAUAGGCUCAAGGGCCAGCUGAGCGCACUAGCAGACCUCGUCCAGCCUCUUGCCACGGACAAUGACCCUGACGAUGUAGAAGACGGUCUGGACCAUGAGGAGCUCGAAGUGCUACGGGAGGCGGGUAUCCUCGCCGCACCAGCGAAGACACGGAGGCGCAGAUCUGGCGCCAGCCUAAAGGGCAAGCACAUUGUUUUUGUGGAGGACGAGGACGCAGGUGUGGAGAGUGGUGACGACGGCGACGAUGACGAGGAGUCGGAGAGCAGGGCAGUGAAGAAGGUGGACGAGAAGACGUGGAAACCAAGAGUGUACAAGUGGCGGUUAGAGAGGAAGAGGUGA